Messenger RNA from Leptopilina boulardi, 1660 nucleotides. Its product is annotated as eukaryotic translation initiation factor 4E type 2-like. Gene Ontology annotation, molecular function: RNA 7-methylguanosine cap binding; translation initiation factor activity. Lineage: Eukaryota; Metazoa; Arthropoda; Insecta; Hymenoptera; Figitidae. The transcript is spliced from 5 exons. The coding region runs from base 451 to 1152 and encodes 233 amino acids. Gene Ontology annotation, cellular component: eukaryotic translation initiation factor 4F complex; cytoplasm. The record is from RefSeq and is a predicted model, not a curated record. Gene Ontology annotation, biological process: translational initiation.
ACGAAAUUUUUGCGAAGCUUUUAUAUGUUAUUGUUUUAAUUUUAACAAAACAAAAAUGUAUAUAUAUCAAAUAUAAAUUGAGAAAAAUAAUUGACGAUUGCUUAUUGUAAUCAAAAAAAGUUAUUAAAAAUUACAACUUUAUUGGAAAAUAAAUUGUAAAAAAAAGGAGAAAAAAGUUUCUUAGAUUAUAUCCAUAGAUUAUGAACGUUCUUCAUUAGAUUAUAAUUUUAACGAGUCAACAAUUAUUUUCAUUGAUGUUUUUUCAAUUAGUGGUGUUCCUAUAAAUAAUCUGAAUAGUAAACACUGUAUUAUUAAUUUAAUUUGGAGAACAUUUGUGAUAAAUAGAUUAAAGACUUUUCAAUUGUGAAAAUUAUUUCUAUAUUUCGGAGAACAAAAAUAAAAAAAAAAAAAAAAAAUUAUAAAAGAUCUUGCCACUAUUUUUGCUAACAGAUGUGUUCUAUUGUAUGUAAUAACAACAUGUCCAACAAAUUCGAGGCACUGAAGACCAGUGACGACAGUGGAGAUGAUGAAUCUCAAUUGAAAGACAGUCAGAAAUCUGACAAAGACAUUUUAUGUAAUAUCUCAAUUUUUCUUGAAUUGCAGCCACCAUUAGAAAUAAAUCCAAAUGAUCAUAAAUUACAGUACUCAUAUGCUUUAUGGUACAGUCGAAGAAAUCCUGGUAAACAAACAAAUGUACAAAGUUAUGACCAAAAUUUAAAAUUAGUCGGAAGGUUUGGAAGUGUUGAACAAUUUUGGGGUUUAUAUAAUCAUUUAGUUAGACCUUCAGAAUUAUCAAUACACACAGACUUUCAUUUAUUUAAAGAGGGAAUUAAACCAAUGUGGGAGGAUGAAGCAAAUCAACGAGGAGGAAAAUGGAUAGUCAGAUUACGCAAAGGUUUGGUUUCGCGAUGUUGGGAAAAUUUAGUAUUAGCAAUGUUGGGUGAACAAUUUAUGGUAGGAGAAGAAAUUUGUGGCGCCGUUGUCUCUAUUAGGUAUCAGGAAGAUAUAAUAUGUGUAUGGAAUAAAACAGCAUCUGAUGUUGCAACGACAGCCCGUAUCAGAGAUACUUUAAGACGUGUUUUGCAUUUGCCAGGCAGUGCAUCCAUGGAAUAUAAAACACAUAAUGACAGCUUAAAAAACAUUCGCGUGUAGUUGUUUUCCUUUUUUUUCAAAAUUAAAUUUCCGACUGAAGUGUUUUUCGAAAAAAAAAAAUAACUACACUUCAUAUCCCAAAUAAAGUGAUAUAUAUAUAUUUUUUUUUGUAAAAUUUAAAUUCUUUGAAAUAUUUCCCUUUUUUCAUAGAAACACUUUUUACCACUUUUUCACCAAAAAAAAAAAACAAAGAUUUAUUCACAAUUUCGAAAGUUUUUGCCCCCCUGCCAUUAAUUGUGAGAAAGAAAAAAAUUUUUACAUUAUUUUAUUAGUGUACAUUUUCUCUUAAUUUUGGAUAUAUAUAUAAAUAUGUAUAUCUAUACUGAUAUCGAAUGUGAGAAGUUAUUGAAAAAAAAAGAAUUUUCGAGUGAUCAUUGAUGAUUAAAAAAAAAGAAAGCGAAUGAAUAUAAUUUUUAUUGAUUGUUAAAUUUGUACAAUAUAAGUUUAAUAAUUUGUAGUAUGUGAGAAUUUGACAAAUAAAAAAAAUCAUGUACUUAUAUUAUUUUUA